Molecule: messenger RNA, 482 nt
Organism: Mytilus californianus (California mussel)
Lineage: Eukaryota; Metazoa; Mollusca; Bivalvia; Mytilida; Mytilidae
Product: perlucin-like
Exons: 4
Coding region: 50-436 (128 amino acids)
Molecular function (GO): signaling receptor activity
Source: RefSeq, a predicted model, not a curated record
CAAUAGUGAAUGUCACUUAGGAUGGAACCAUUUUGAAGAGUCAUGUUAUAUGUUCAGUUCAGAUGCUCUUAGUUGGUAUCUAGCAGAGAGUAGCUGCCGAGGUCACGGAGCUAGACUUGCUGAGGUGACGACAAAAGCACAGUCUGACUAUUUGAUCUCGAUGGUCAAAAUACUGAAAAAUGGUCAUGAGUACUGGUUAGGCGGUAGAGAUGACAUUAUCGAGGGCACAUGGCAGUGGGCAUCAAGCGACAGAGUGUUUACAUAUACAGCAUGGGGACCAAGUAAUCCAAGUAACAGUGGUGGAAACGAGGACUGUUUACAUUUACAUGACUUUGGAUCUGAUGGAAUAAAAUGGAAUGACAUUCUAUGUCAACGUGCAAUGAAGUUUAUUUGUGAAAAACAGCUUGAUUCCGACAAUUCGGAAAUUAUUGGAUGAGAGUUUAGGCGAAAGUAUUUCUCGAGCAUCAUAAAUAAACGACUAA